AUGGCAAACAGCGUACAAACAAUAGGUCACAAGCUCGGAAGGUCAGAGACAAGGAAAUAUUCUACCCAUCCAGACGAUCCUGAAAUAAAAGUAUCUCUCUGUCCUUGCAAUGAUCCUUUUGUAAACCUGGAAAGGCUAAAUUCGUUUGAAUAUGAGUGGACAAGGAAAGAAAGAAGUACGCGACCUGAAUAUAAACUACAAAGAUUGCUGGGAUUGAGGGACGUACUUAAUCAUCUCCUGAUGCCAAGAGGAAACUUCCCAGAUUACUUGGAAGCAGACAAAGAAACUCGAUUUGCUGUUAUAGGUUUCUUGACAUUUAAGGAUGCCUUUCAAUUAUACUCUUCGCAAAUAUUAUUUGAACAAGUUGAUGAAAGUAGAUUCACUCUUGACAUCCUGGAUGAACAGAUCGGACUUUCAGUGAACAUUGUCAAGAUAGUAAAUGUUAGAUACAUAGUUCUUAAGAACAUAGUAGAUUUACCAGGUUUACUGAUUCAUAGUAAACAACUUCAGGAACAAAGCAAGGAUAACCAACAGGAAAGAUUCCAUUUAGGCAAGAACACUCUGAAACAGAUUACACGAACUAUGGACACAGAGUACGAUCGCAACAUUGCAAAAUGGAUCUUUUCUGUGAAUAUGUCCCAUUCACAAAUGAGAAAGGCGGGUGUUGACCCACAAAAGGUUGUACGACAAACAGAUAAGAAUUUAAAGAUUAUAGAAGAAUGUGAAAGUGCAGUUGUUGAAGCCCAAACUAAGGUAGAGCAAAAGCUAAAAGAGAAAACAAAGUGCAUUCAAGAGAAAGUAGAAGAACGACAGAAUCAAGUCAAUAAACGAAAACGCACUUGGGAUCAAACUGUUCUUGACGAGCUUGAAGAUGAGAUUGAAGAUCUCCAAAACCAUAAAGCAAAGUUGGAAGACGAACUUAAAAGCCCUGAUUCAACUAGCUUUAAGUUAAAAGUUAUUAGAGAAGCAAAGAAUAUAAAUGAGAAGAAGCGAAUUAAAAGGAGAAAGCUGGGGCAAGGGAGGCCUAAUGCCAUAGAUGAAGAUGAAGAGACCUUUGUAGCAAGAUGUAUUGAAUCAAAAGCCACAUAUCAUGAUCGAAGGAAGGAGACAACAAUGUUCAUUAAUAGAAGAGUAAAGUGCAAAAACCUGCUUAAAAUACUUAAUAAACGGAGAGCAGACAAAGGCAAAGCCCCUCUACGGAGUACCACUGCAAUAUGGAAUCGGUCAAAACCAAGACGGCUUGGAACCAUCCAGGCUUCAAGACAUGUAGGAAAGGGUCUGUGGAGCUGCAAAAAGCCCCCAAAAGCAGAGGAUUUGGACAACGAAAACACCCACCAUCAACGUUUUCAUAUAAAAAAUAUGAAAAGAUUUCUCUUCUCUUCAAAAGUCCCAGAAAAUGCUCAAAAGUUUGCGAUUAUUGAAAGCCGAGAUGACCAUGCCUUUCUUCGUCCAGGAACUUCUGUUGGAUUCGAAGGGUCACGGACGCAAAAGAUUUUGACCCCGGUUGCGAAGGAAAACGCGCAGGUUUUACCAAAAUACGAUUUUCCCGAGUCAAAGAUGUACUGUGCACCAGGGGCUCACAGAAUGUUUACGAUGAAAAGCGUCACAGUUGAUGAAAAGGAAAAGUUGGUUAUUGACUCUGAUGAGCAUUAUGUAUUUUGCAGACCAAAGCAUUAUGUUGAUUCAUCGGGUAAUACGUGGGCAAACGAGGAAAUGGAAUUGAGGCAUACCACCGAUAUCUACCAUGCAAGUGACAGCAAAUACUCUUCUGAAUUCACCACGCUGUGUAAAAGGUUAAGAGAUGAUUGUUUCUAUUACUUAGACACAAAUGUAGCUGAAGAUUUCAAAAGAAGUGGCGACAACGAAGAAUACACCAUCUACGAAGAAAAGAGAGUAGCCCAUUUAAAGCGCAGGGUAGAGCUGGCAUUGGAACAAUACGAAAAUCUGCCAGAGAAGAGAGAAAUGGAGAUGAAAACACUCUCAGAUACUCUAAGAGUACGUGAUGUUGUGAAAAAAUGUGUUACACUUCAUACAAACCUUGCAAAAAGCAAAACUGUAAGCUAUCAUUCAGUGCAAGGUGACCACAAAAGACUCGUUAAGUCUUUACAGAAAGUAGUGACACAGAUUGAGGAGCUUGAACUUCCUGUGAUGAAAUCCAGACAGUGUAUUCGUGCUGAUAGUGGUCCAGGUGUUGGUUGUGGAAACCACGAGGUUCAGUUUAGAAUGGCAGAAGUGGCAAGAAUUUCAAAUGCAGACAUGCGAAUAAUUUUGCAUGGCUCAAGAGGAGAUUCUGGUCAAAAUGAAGCCGAACAAACCAACUCUGGUGUCAGUAAUGCUGUUUGUGAUGGUAGCACAAUUGAGUGGGAGAAACACAAGAGAUUUGAAAAUUUGACAAGUGAAGAAAUCGCGGGAUUAACAUAG
Molecule: messenger RNA, 2421 nt
Organism: Paramuricea clavata
Lineage: Eukaryota; Metazoa; Cnidaria; Anthozoa; Malacalcyonacea; Plexauridae
Source: the annotation of a GenBank genome assembly